This is a messenger RNA of Rosa rugosa (rugosa rose), 2433 nucleotides long. RefSeq names its product tRNA (guanine(26)-N(2))-dimethyltransferase 2-like. The coding region runs from base 224 to 1963 and encodes 579 amino acids. Gene Ontology annotation, cellular component: nucleus. The transcript is spliced from 12 exons. The record is from RefSeq and is a predicted model, not a curated record. Gene Ontology annotation, biological process: tRNA N2-guanine methylation. Lineage: Eukaryota; Viridiplantae; Streptophyta; Magnoliopsida; Rosales; Rosaceae. Gene Ontology annotation, molecular function: RNA binding.
GGAAGCAGUUUUCAAAGAUAGGGUUUUUAGAAUAACUGACAGUUCUUCUAACAUAUAAAACCGAGGUUUUAAGGUUGAUGCUACUUGCACAGACUCUCAAGACUCUUGUUUUCACAAACUCUCGAACUCGACCAAAGCCUCGUGCUUUUUUUAAGUCCCAACCCAAAUCAAGGUAAAAGGGAAGAGACCCAGAAACUUGUUUUUGUAUGAAAGUGAAGGAACAAUGUCGACGGAUCUCAGUGAUUUCAUCGUCAUCAAAGAAGGAGAGGCUGAGAUUCUCAUGCAUACUAAAAACCAAGUCUUUUACAACAAAACCCAGGUUAACAAUAGAGACAUCUCGAUUGCUGUUAUGAGGGCAUUUGUAGCCAAACGCAAAGAGGAGCAUGAAGCGAGAUUGUCCAAGAAAAAAAAGACAGCUCCCACGGAUUCUGAGAAAGAUGUUUCAGAAUCUGUUGUAGAAGAAGCAUCUAAUGAACCUGCUAUUAAUGGAAAUUCCAAUGGAGAUUGUGAAAUGCCAGAAGAUAUAUCUCAAGAUGAACCAUGUAGCAUUCCAGAAGAACCAAGCAAGACCACAGAGGGAAAAGGACGAGGGGAAUUGAAGCCACCAAGAGUUCUUGAGGCCUUGUCAGCUUCUGGCUUAAGAGCUCUUAGGUAUGCUCGUGAAGUAGAAGGGAUUGGUCAAGUUGUGGCCCUAGACAAUGAUAAAGUAUCAGUUGAAGCUUGUAGGAGAAACAUCAAGUUCAAUGGUUCAGUUGCAUGUUCAAAGGUGGAAUCACAUCUUGUUGAUGCUCGUGUGCAUAUGCUCACCCACCCAAAAGAAUUUGAUGUGGUUGAUCUUGAUCCUUAUGGUUCUCCCUCUGUCUUCUUGGAUUCUGCGAUUCAAGCUGUUGCUGAUGGAGGCAUGCUCAUGUGUACCGCAACGGAUAUGGCAGUACUAUGUGGUGGUAAUGGGGAGGUUUGCUAUUCAAAAUAUGGUUCCUAUCCAUUGAAAGGGAAAUAUUGCCACGAAAUGGCUCUGAGAAUCCUCUUAGCCUGCAUUGAGAGCCAUGCAAAUCGGUACAAAAGAUACAUUGUUCCUGUGCUAUCUGUUCAGAUGGACUUUUAUGUUCGUGUUUUUGUCCGAGUCUACUCCUCGGCAAGUGCUAUGAAGAACACUCCCCUUAAGCUUUCCUAUGUUUAUCAGUGCAUUGGAUGUGAUUCUUUUCAUCUGCAGCCCCUUGGAAGGACGGUCACUAAGAACACCAGUGUGAGAUAUCUUCCGGGUUUUGGUCCCAUUGUUCCUCAAGAAUGCAGUGAUUGUGGGAAGAAAUUCAAUAUGGGUGGGCCUAUAUGGUCUGCUCCUAUCCAUGAUCAAGAAUGGGUUACUUCCAUACUGUCAGAUGUGAAAUCAAUGAAGGAUCGUUAUCCUGCUUAUGAUCGCAUCUCGGCUGUAUUGACAACAAUCUCAGAGGAAUUGCCAGAUGUUCCUCUGUUCUUGAGUCUGCACAGCCUCUGUGCCACUCUCAAGUGCACUUCCCCAUCUGCAGUGAUUUUCCGUUCUGCUGUGAUCAAUGCAGGAUAUCGUAUAUCUGGAACUCAUGUAAACCCAUUGGGGUUGAAGUCAGAUGCUCCUAUGGAUAUCAUUUGGGACAUAAUGCGCUGCUGGGUGAAAAAUCAUCCAGUGAAAGCUCAACCUCCAGAACAUUCAGGAAGCGUGAUACUUGCUAAGGAACCUGUUCUUCAAGCAAAUUUUGCUCGAGCUGUUGCGUCUCUUAGCAAGGCACAGACCAAGAAGGUUGCACGGUUCCUUCCAAACCCGGAAAGGCAUUGGGGUCCAAAGCUUAGGGCAGGUCGUCAAAUCACCAGCAAGCACAUUUCUCUCUUGGGUCCAGAGGCUGUCAAUGAAAUUCUUAACCAGGAAGAAGAUGGUGAGGAACACAAUGCCAAGCGUCAAAAGACUGAAGAUAAUCCGCCCUCAGGUUGAUGAAAUGAAGGUCCUUAGUAUGUAUGUCAAUCAAGUUGACCUAGAGCUCCAUACCCUCCCAGCCAGUAAUCUGGAGAGGAGAGAGAGAUAGAGAGAUCUCUCUUUGAUUCAUCACGUAAAGAUGGAAUGGAGCUGCAAUUUUCUAGGCGAAAUUAGAAGCCAAUUUACAGCAAUUUAGACUUUGAAAGACAAAUUUUGUUUACUUUUGAGUUUGUAUUCAUUUUUUCUUGGAUUAGCUUUCAAAGUAUGUUGGUGGAUAAUUUGGUUAUACUGUAUUGAGCCGCAGUGGUCGAAAUGAAUGUCUGUCCCAAGCUAAAUCUUUACUGGAUGAUUUAGCCUUGCAUUUUCCGAUUGGGACGAUUUAUUGCAAAAUGGAGGAAGGAGGAUCAUUUUCAGGACAUAGCUGAACGCCAAUUCCCAUAUAAUUCUUCUGUAUUAUUUCAAUGGAGAGAUCUUCGAUUUUCUUCCUA